Entelurus aequoreus (snake pipefish) is the source of this 2671-nucleotide messenger RNA. RefSeq names its product protein phosphatase 1, regulatory (inhibitor) subunit 14C (gene ppp1r14c). Gene Ontology annotation, molecular function: protein serine/threonine phosphatase inhibitor activity. Gene Ontology annotation, cellular component: cytoplasm. The transcript has 4 exons. The record is from RefSeq and is a predicted model, not a curated record. NCBI's taxonomy places the organism in Eukaryota, Metazoa, Chordata, Actinopteri, Syngnathiformes, Syngnathidae. Bases 88 to 522 code for a protein of 144 amino acids. Gene Ontology annotation, biological process: regulation of phosphorylation.
CGUUCGAGCCACUCACUCACUAUCUCACUCACUCACUCACCUCCGCCGCCUCGCCAGCCAGUCCAGUCAGCCGCCCGCCCGCCCGCCAUGUCGGCCGCCAGCACCGAGACGAGCGCUCCGCUGCCCACCGCCGGCGGCCGCGUCUUCUUCCAGCCCGCGCCCGGGGUGGGCUGCGUGGGCUCGGCGCCCCUGAGCGCGCCACCCGACGUCGACCCGGUGCAGAAGAAGCACGGCAAAGUCACCGUCAAGUACGACCGCAAGGAGCUGAGGAAGAGGCUGGUUCUGGAGGAGUGGAUCAUCGAGCAGCUCAGCGACUUGUACGACUGCGAGGAGGAAGAGAUGCCUGAGGUGGAGAUAGACAUUGAUGACCUCUUGGAGGUCAACAAUGAUGACGAGAGAGCCAGCAAACUGCAGGAAUCAUUAAUAGACUGUUACAAGCCAACAGAGGAUUUUAUCCGCGAGUUGCUGGGCAGGAUAAGAGGAAUGAGGAAACUCAGCGCUCCGUCUAAGAAGGGUCUAUAAUAGCGGGAAAGCGACGUCGCCUCAUCUCCCUCAGCACCUCCCACCCCCUCCAAUUACACAGCACAUCACUCGGCAAGCAUUCAUCAUGCAUUUUAGACAAUACAUGUACACAAACAAGGGUAAUAUACAUUACUGGACUGUUAAAAAAAAAAAAAAAGGUACGUAGCCUAAUUUUACAUUUCAGAGCCAUGUUUGCUCGUUUCCAGCCAUAGAGACAAAAAAUGUCAAGCAAAGGGAGGCGCUAAAACAUUUGUACUGCAUUUUGUUGUGAGAUUAGCUGUGGCACUGUAAGUAGGCACUAUGUACGUAAGCACAGUGCUUCACUCCGACUCUUCUGCUGUUUUUUUUUUUUACUGAAGUGUUUCGCUGUUACUUGAUAGGAAAAUGCUUUUUAGUUCAUGUCCUGCUCAUUAUCCUCAUGUACUGUAACUUAUUCUGCUUGCAUACGGAAAAGCAAUUUUUGUUUGAUUUUUGUUUUUACAUGUAACCCCCGAAGAGAUAGUGGAUUUUAAAAAUAUAUAUUACUAGCGAAACCGUUUUUAAAUAUGUAUGCUAUUUAACCCACUGUUCUUGUGUACUUUUCACCGCAGCAAGGCAUGAUGGGUGUUGUAGUUCUCCGCACGGGACCGCAAGCCUGUAUGAUUGGCAGCCUUUCAUUUCCCCGUCACAGCACAUAUCGUUUAGCGGUUUGUUUUGAUUCGUGCACAUUUAUCGGUAAGGCUCGCCUUUUAAAAAGGACAUUCAGGAUAUGUUGGACUAUUUCUCAGCGCUCAACCUUAUAACUGUACUGACAGACACAAACAGUAAAGUCAGAACCUGUAGAUGACUUGAAACGUGACACUUUACGUGCCAAACAUGAUUACAAAUGUCAAACAGCGUUGACAUGUGAUACACCAUUCCCAAAGAGGAAGUGUUUUGUCAUGUCGGCUGCAGAAUGCCAGGUUGAUGAAGUGUGUUUAGGUACUUAAUGCAGAGCAACAACACUCAUUUAAAAACCACUUGCCUUUAAAGGUCUCCCAUUAAGCAAAAGAUGAUCCCGAGAGCCUGUUUAUGAGCAUCAACUGUGGAAAAAUAUACAGGUAAAUGGUAAAUGGGUUAUACUUGUAUAGUGCUUUUCUACCUUCAAGGUACUCAAAGCGCUUUGACACUAUUUCCACAUUCACCCAUUCACACACACAUUCACACACUGAUGGCGGGAGCUGCCAUGCAAGGCCCUAACCCCGACCCCAUCAGGAGCAACGGUGAAAUGUCUUGCUCAAGGACACAACGGACGUGACUAGGUUGGUAGAAGCUGGGGAUCGAACCAGGAACCCUCAGGUUGCUGGCACGGCCACUCUCCCAACCGCGCCACGCAGUCUCCACUUUUAAGAGAAGAAACGCUCAAAUGGUUACUUUUUGAAAGCCCAAACCUCCAUCCCCAGGCUUUGCUACAUGUCUUCAAAUAAAAACCAGAGCUCCGCCAAGUGUCUCUCGGUCAUACGUGGGUUCUCGGAGUUGGAUCAGUUGGUCUUUUUUCAGCGAAAAGGCUAACCUAUAACACACUGUUACUGUAAAAAAUGUGAGGACACAUAGCUAACAUUGGCGUCCUUUGGUCCCACUCCUAAAUGGAACCUUGUUGUAUGCGAUAAACGGCAUUUAUUACGUUUGACAAGUGCAGAGUUGAAAGUGUGUAUGUAAAAAGUGCACAACUGCAAUUCUUGGAGACACACACUCUGUCAGACAAACAAAGCUCAUUAGCAUUAAAGCUACAAACACAGUCGGGCUUACUUAAAGCCCUUUUAAAUUGUCUAGACGAGUGGUCCCCAACCUUUUUGUAACUGCGGACCGGUCAACGCUUGAAAAUUUGACCCACGGACCGGGGGGGAGGGGGAUGGUAUUUUAUUUAUUUAUUUUUUUGUCAUAAAAAAAUACAAUCAUGUGUGCUGACUGUAUUGAUCUACAUUGAUAUAUAAUGUAGGAACCAGAAAUAUUAGUAACAGAAAGAAACAACCCUUUUGUGCGAAUGAGUGUAAAUGGGGUAGGGAGGUUUUUUGGGUUGGUGCACUAAUUGUAAGUGUAUCUUGUGUUUUUUAUGUUGAUUUAAUUAAAAAAAAAAAAAAAUUUUUUUUUUAGUUUUUUUUAAAUUUCAUGUGCGGCCCUGUACCAAUCG